Molecule: messenger RNA, 7059 nt
Organism: Haliotis rubra (blacklip abalone)
Lineage: Eukaryota; Metazoa; Mollusca; Gastropoda; Lepetellida; Haliotidae
Product: protocadherin Fat 4-like
Exons: 27
Coding region: 1-6297 (2098 amino acids)
Biological process (GO): homophilic cell-cell adhesion
Cellular component (GO): cell-cell junction; plasma membrane
Molecular function (GO): calcium ion binding
Source: RefSeq, a predicted model, not a curated record
AUGGCUCGGUGUGAGGAUAGGACGUCGAACUGGACGACGACAACGGAGGUGGACUGCUCUGGAGCUUCCGACGGCUUCAACCGUAUAGACAACGGCUUAACGUUGUUCAUCACUGACGUGGACGACGUGAACCCCGUGAUCUCUACUGGGGGCACAUCUGUUCAGGAGGAGCUACCGAUAGGGACCAAGGUGUAUGCAUUGUUUGCUGUCACCGACGAAGAUACAUUCAAGAACUUCACUUAUCAACUAACAGGUGCUGACAUGGCGUUUUUCUCAGUCGAUACUGAUGGUGUGCUGAAGAUGGAACAGAGACUAGACAGGGAGAUGAAGGGCACUGUGUCGGUGACGGUAACAGUAUUUGACUCUGCCUCGAACAGCGCCACUUCCGAUCUCACACUCACUGUCACAGACAUCAACGAUAAUUCUCCAAUAUGUGACCAGGACAUGUACUUUAUCAACAUAGCAGAGGGCACAUCUGAUGAAAACAUUAAACUGAUGGAAGCAAUCAGCUGCAGUGACGAUGACGAUGGCAGUGCCAGCGACAUGGCUGCGACAAUUUUCUCCGGAGACACCAACAACAUAUUCUCCUUCACAGGCUUAGAAAUGUUUGGAUCACCGAAACUGGCGGACUAUGAGACUCUAGAGGGCAGUGACUACAGCUUCUAUUUGACUGUACAUGUCACUGACCAACCCACCUCGGGGCCGGUUAUGACAGGAACCGUCCAUGUUGUCGUUCAGGUCUCGCCCGCCAAUGAGCACGACCCGUUGUGGAGUUCGCCCUCUUCAACAGCAGGAGAGUUUCCGGAAGUCACCAUCUCUGAGGACACCCAGCAUGACGCCGUCAUUGUGACAUACACAGCUACUGAUGAUGAUCACGGUGUUGACGGAACGCUGUCCUACGAGAUCGUGUCUGUCACAGGAAGUGAUGGCAGUGAUGGAAGCGGCAAGUUUCUGCUUGAUAGUAUAAACGGAGAAUUAAGGGUAUCGGACAUUCUGGACUCUGACACGGAGACAGGGGGGGCAACCCACUACGACAUCGUGAUCAAGGCUGUGGACGGAGGCGUCCCACCAAAAAGUGUAGAGGCAACACAGAAAGUAACACUUACCAACGUCAACGACAAUGCUCCUGUAUUCAAAAACGCUCCGCUUGAGGUGACAGUAGCUGAAGACGUGUCCAUAGGUGAUGUUGUUCUGCAGCUGACUGUUACAGAUGCUGACGGCGACACUCCAACAUUGUCAACAAUAGACAGCACAACUUUCACGAUAAGUGCAUCGGAUCUUGUGACAGCAGCAUCCUUAGACUUCGAGGCUGCGACCUGUUACAGUGUAGUUAUGAGUGCGACUGACGGCACCUUUACGACCCCCUUGCCAAUAACAGUGACGGUGACCAACGUCAACGACGAAACACCAGUUAUAAUAGUAAACACGGACUUCAAAAUAUUUGAGGAGACGCCCGUUGACACUGUCCUCCCAGGAGCCUUCACCGUCAACGACGCGGACGUUGCGGACACAUUCACUUAUAGUCUAGCAGGAGCUGACGUCUCGUAUUUCACAACAACUUCGUCUGGAGACUUGAAGAUGGCAGAUAGAAUCAGCUUCAGUGGUCGAAACGUCACCGUUGAUGUAACGGUGACAGACGGCGCCUCACACAGUGCGACGGCGACGUUGACCAUCCCCAUUCAGGACAUCAACGACAACUCUCCACAGUGUGAACACAAUGUGUAUGAGGUGGAGGUGAAGGAAGGAGCGGGAGGUUAUGUGAAACUGAAGGACGCGAUCACGUGCAGCGACAGCGAUGGUGAAAACAACUCAGUUAUGCAAAUCAAUAUCACCAGCGGAGACGACGGUGGGCUGUUUGCCUUUCAGGGCUUCGAGCUCUGGGGAACACCAAACAACAUCGACUAUGAAGCUCUUGCGGCGACCAACUAUCGUCAUAAGUCCCUUCUCAACACCACCGGCGACCCUGGGCUCAGCCACGCCCGUCGUAUGGAGGACAACAAGAAAAGUGCUCUAAUUGCCUUGGAUACUAUCGACCAUGACAAACUCAUCCAUCGUCUCAGGGGUGAUUUCUCCAUUGACGGAACGGCUCUUACUUGGUUCCAGUCGUAUCUGUCGGGUCGUGUUCAGACCGUCAUCAUUGAUGGUCAUUACUCUGACUCGGCCAGCUUCAAGUAUAGUGUUCCACAGGGGUCGGUCCUUGGACCAGUCCUGUUCACAUUGUACAUAACAGAGCUCGGAAGCGUAAUUGAUGAGCCCCGUGUGAAUCGUCAUCACUAUGCAGAUGAUGCCCAGGUGUAUAGAUGUUUCACUCCUGACAAGAACCAAACAGAUAUUGACAUGUCCCAAUGCUGUGUCAGUAUCAAAUCCUGGAUGCUAGUAAAUAAACUAAAAUUGUACAGCAGCAAGACCAAAUCUAUUCUCCUGGGUCCAGUGAAACUGAAGGAUCUGUGUGCUAUUGAUUCCUUCGAGUUCGACAACUCACAUAUUCCUUUUGCAGAUCAAGUCAGAGAUCUUGGUGUAAUCCUAGCCUCAGAUUUGUCACUUGUCAAUCAUGUCUACAAUCUAGUUAAGACCUGCUUCAUCUCACUACGGAACAUUGGCAAUAUCCGUCAAUACGUGACAACUGAAACAGCAACAACUCUUGUUCUAUCCCUUGUCAUGAGCAGACUUGACUACUGCAACUGUCUGUUGACCGGUGCAACCAAGUCUCAGAUACAAAAGCUACAAAGAGUGCAGAAUGUAGCAGCCCGCAUUGUGACGGGAGAAAACGAACAUACUCCCCAGUUUACCAGCCCAUCGUUAUCUGGAGGUAACUUUCCCGACGUCAGUAUUUCGGAGGAUACCAGCCCAGGCACCGUGCUGGUCAGUGUGGUAGCCACGGACCAGGAUCACGGCCCGGAUGGCGAGGUCCAUUAUGAGAUUGCCUCUAUCGUGUCAGACACAGGCGUCAACGGCAAUGGCGUGUUCUUUGUAGAUAGCAUCAGUGGUAACGUGUACGUUGGGAAGGCUCUCGAUUCAGAUGGUGACACGGGAGGCGUAUCUUUCUACGAAAUAGUUAUCAAGGCGGUGGAUGGAGGUGCAACACCAAAAGAAGUCCAAGGUACAAUGAAGGUCACAUUAACAGACACAAACGACAACGCCCCUGUGAUGAACGUAGUCCAUGACGUCAAGAUGUCCGAGUUAGCGGCUGUUGGUGAUGUUGUGGUGGAGGUGACAGUCACAGAUGCUGACGGUGAUACCCCGACACUGACGAUAGGAGGAGACCACGUUGCCUUUUUCUCCGUAACCGGUAACCAGAUCACCUUGCAGAGUCCUCUGGACUAUGACGAUAGAUCCAAAGCUUGCCUGUCAGUGCAAGUAAAUGCUUCCGAUGGAGUGUAUUCAGUAAUGGAGACGUUGACGGUCACAGUCGAGCCCGCCAACGACGUCAGCCCAAACAUUUCCGUGAACGCUGACCCAAGGAUGUAUGAGGAGUUACCUGUCGGGACAGUUGUGGCAGGGAUUUAUGAAAUCAUUGACAUUGACGAAGGGGACGCCGUAACAUAUAAUUUAAGCGGCCUGCAUGCUUCUUUCUUUGACAUUUCGGGGUCAGGAGAACUGAUCAUCAGUUCCACAGUUGACCGAGAGACAGUUGGUGACGACCUGACCAUCACAGUGACCGCCACUGACGCCGCAUCUAAUGUCGCGUCAGAAGACAUUACCAUCACUGUAGUGGACAUCAACGACAACGCACCGAAAUGUGAAAAAACCGUGUACACUGAACAUAUUGAGGAAGCAAGCACUAACAGUGAUGAGAAGAUCAUGUCUGCCCUAACGUGUAGCGAUGCUGACGCUGGUGAUAAUGCAGUGUUAGAAGUGGCUGUGACCGGGGGGGACGCAGGCGGAUUGUUUCAGUACAAAAACAUGGAGUUGUGGGGCGAUGCGAGUCAGAUAAACUACGAGGACCUUGAGGCCACAGACUACAACUAUUACCUGACAGUUAGCGUGUACGACAAACCUUCAAAGUGGCCGGCACUCACUGGUGUCGUCAUGGUAGUCCUAGAGGUUUCGGGAACGAACGAGUUUAUCCCGGAGUUCACUUCUCCGGCACCGACGUCUGGUAACUUUCCCGAUGAGACGGUUAGUGAGGAUACGGUCCCAGGCACAUCUCUCUUCACCUACGUAGCAGCAGACGAGGACCACGGCGACGACGGGAAAGUGCACUAUGAGAUCGUGUCAAUUACAACAGACACCGGCAACAGCGCAUCAGACACAUUUGUAAUCGACCGAGACAGCGGUAUUUUACGUGUGGGAAAAACAUUGGAUGCAGAUGUUGCUACUGGGGGUGCUGUGUCCUGCAACGUGGUUAUCAAAGCUGUGGAUGGUGGCUCCCCCCCGAAAGAAACUCAGGCUACACAGAAGCUGACACUUGUUGGCGUCAACGACAAUGCCCCAGUGUUCACUGAUGCCACAUUCAAGUUCUUGGUGGCGGAAGACGUUGCUGUUGGCCAUGUUGUAGCAACUUUAGGUAUAGACGAAUACGACGGUGAUGUGGUUACGUUAAGUGUUACCGGGUCACAAGCAGCAGUGUUUGCGGGUGAUGCGACUCAGCCGAAUCUACUGACACUGGCGACUCUUGACUACGAGACAACGAAGUGCUACUCUGUAGAAGUCGUUGCUUCUGACGGGGGAUUACAGACAACACGAACUUUGACGAUCGCAGUAACUGACGUUGCUGACGUCGCCCCAAAACUCACGGCCUACGACUUCGUGACCAUUCCAGAACAACUGGCAUACGGGACGGUGAUUGGCCGCCUGUUUGAGCUGAGCGACGUAGACACACAGGACAUCGCUAUAUACACCCUCAGUGGCACCGACAGCGGCAGCUUAGCCAUCAAUGAAACAUCUGGUCGAGUAUUCAUCGCAGACGCUAUCGACGCUGACAGCGGAGUUACUUCCCUCAGUGUCACCGUCACCGUCACCGACUCAGCUUCUCUGACAGGCACUGCUGAUGUUGACGUCGCUGUUUUGGAUGUCAACGAAUUUGCACCAGUGUUUGGCGAUCAGAUUUACAAGGCUAAUGUGGAGGAAAAUAGUGCAUCAGCCAAACUCCUUGACGUUGUGUGCACGGAUGACGACACGGGCGUCAACGGUGAAGUUGAACUAGUUAUACCCACUACCAACGGUGCUGACACGAUAUUUUCCGUGUCGGCAAUGGAGGUGCAUGUGGACGGCACCCAGCUGGACUACGAGGCACUGGCGGAUGAAGGAUAUGUAUACUCUCUCACCCUGUUGUGUCGAGACAAACCAGCAAGCGGAAAUCCUCGUACUGGCUCAGUGCUGGUUUCCGUGCAGGUGAGCGGUACUGACGAGACACCUCCGGUAUGGUUUUCACCAUCGAUCGACGGCAGUAAUAACUUUCCUGGGGUGACACUGUCGGAAGGCGUGAACCCAGGCGCGCUGGUACAGACGUUCAUUGCUACUGACGUUGACCAAGGGACUCAGGGGAACAUCAUCUACAGCAUUGUCUCCGUCACCUCAGAUUCAAGUGCUGAUGGUACCGGCAUGUUCGGAAUAGACGCCACUACGGGAGAUCUCCAGACCACUGUAAAAGUUGACGCGGACACAGCGACUGGCGGUGAUAGUUACUAUGACAUUGUGCUGCAGGCCAGUGAUGGCACCACCGAUAUCACUGGAACUAUCAGAGUGACGCUCACUGAUUACAGCGACAACGCGCCGAAAUUCACCAAGGAAUUCUACACAACUACCGUCCCAUGUACGACAUCGGUGGGAACCACAGUGCUGAGUCUGGCAGCAGAAGACAUAGAUUCAGUUGGGUCUGCUGCCUUCCGCUUCAAUGGCUAUUCGGGGAGCAUCUUCACCUUGGAGACAAACACCGGUGCCAUUACCCUCACCACGCCCACAUUCCAUAUAGGGGAUGACAUCUAUCACACGCUGGCGGUGACAGUUACCGAUACAGUCAGCUCUGACCUGACGGAUGAGGCCACUGUGUACAUCGAGAUGGAAUAUUGUGGGCCAUCUAAUGCUUCUACCUCUGGGUCGACUGAAACACCAGCUUGUCAAAAACUGACGGACGAUUCUGCCCUUGUUCCAAUGAGGAUAGCGACGGCAGUAUUGGCAGCCGUGCUCAUUGGUGUGCUUGGUUUCAGCCUGAGGAGCAUAUUAUCAGCUUUAAGACCGGAGGUCCCAAAAGGGUCACCGAUAUCCAAGAAGAAUCCAGUUGGUUUCGAGAGACCACUCCAACCAGAGCCGUCAAUCUACUUUGAGGAUAUGACAGUUGAACCAUCCGUGGCCUAAGACAUCUACCUCCCAGACCAUAUCAUGGCAGAAGAAUACUCUAAACAACAUAUGAUGUAGGCCGGAGUACAAAACCUGAUGGUUCAUAUGUCUAGAGAUAAAUGAUCGAUCAUAUGAUGAAAUGUAGUGACUUGCGUUCAUUGUUUUAUAGUAGUAUGUGUUAAGUGUUUGUGGUGUACCUUGCUGCUUUUAUGUAUCGUCAAACCUGUCUAAAGUAUUCCAUACAUCGAGAAUAUAUAAUACUCAUGUACUCCCAAAGGCAGUGAUUUAAACAUGAAUAUAAAAAUUCUGGUGGUCAUAAAGGUUCAGAACUGCUGCAAUUCCUGGUGAUCUAAAGGCACCGUGAUCAAAUUCAAUAAAACGUUUACAUGCGCAGACAAUGAACCCAGUCAACAUUUAGAUUUGACACAUCAUUGCAAACGAUUCAGAAAAAGCGACUUAACUGGACAAACCGGGAAGUCGACAUGUUUUGAUAUUGAACUAUACCCUAAUACAAUUUGGUAACUCAUGUUACCUUUUACUGCUGCCAGUAACUUGUUCAUGAUUGUGAACAUUAUUAAUAUCGUGUGUUGGUGCUGUAUUCAAAGUCCUGUUGCAUGUCCAUGGUUAUUUACCGUUAGCUUUUCAACGAUCCUUAAUCUUAAAGGUGAUGUUUUAUUUUAUUUGGUUACAUUCACUGUAACUAAUCACUAUGCAGAAUUGUACAUAGUUGAACUUCUUUAAAUAGUCAUUAAACUUUUUUAUCAGGAGUGUUUUCAUGUG